GGCUCCGCUCCGCGCCCCGAAAGCUCGGGGGGCUCCUCUCCGCCCCCAGCCGGCCCGGGGGGCUCCUGUCCGGCCGCCGAGGAUGAGGAGGGUGUGACGGGCGGGACAUGGCCCUGUGAGAGCGGCCGCUCCUCGCCGCGCUGCCCGCAGCCACCAUGGGCUGCUGCUGCAGCUCGGACUACGACGAGGACUGGAUCGAGAACAUCGACAUCUGUGAGCACUGCAAUUACCCCAUCGAGCCCGACAGCAAGUACCAGAGGCCGAUCCGCAACGGCUCCGAGGUCCGAGACCCCCUGGUGUCCUACGAGUCCUCGUCACCUCCGUGCUCCCCCAUGCAAGAGAAGCUGGUGGUGGCCCUGUACAACUACGAGCCCAAGCACGACGGGGACCUGGGGCUGCGGAAGGGGGAGAAGCUCCGCGUGCUGGAAGAGAACGGGGAGUGGUGGAAGGCGCAGUCACUCACCACGGGACAGGAGGGGCUGAUCCCACACAACUUCGUGGCCUUGGUGAACAGCCUGGAGCCCGAGCCGUGGUUCUUCAGGAACAUCAGCCGCAAGGACGCCGAGCGGCAGCUCCUGGCCUCGGGCAACACCCACGGCUCCUUCCUCAUCCGCGAGAGCGAGACCUCCAAAGGCUCGUACUCGCUGUCCGUGCGGGACCUGGACGAGAGCCAGGGAGAGACGGUGAAGCACUACAAGAUCCGGAACCUGGACAAUGGCGGCUUCUACAUCUCCCCCCGCGCGCCCUUCGGGACCCUCAGGGAGCUGGUGCAGCACUACACACGCAGCUCCGAUGGGCUCUGCUGCCGCCUGGGCAAGCCCUGCCGGACGCAGAAGCCGCAGAAGCCGUGGUGGCAGGACGAGUGGGAGGUGCCGCGGGAGUCGCUGAAGCUGGUGGAGAAGCUGGGAGCGGGGCAGUUCGGAGAGGUCUGGAUGGGCUUCUACAAUGGGCACACGAAGGUGGCAGUGAAGAGCCUGAAGGCUGGCAGCAUGUCCCCCAGCGCCUUCCUGGCUGAGGCCAACCUGAUGAAGAAGCUGCAGCACCCGCGGCUGGUGCGGCUCUACGCCGUGGUCACCAAGGAGCCCAUCUACAUCAUCACCGAGUUCAUGGAGAAGGGCAGCCUCGUGGACUUCCUCAAGACCUCGGAAGGAGUCAAGCUCAGCAUCAACAAACUCCUGGACAUGGCAGCACAGAUCGCUGAAGGCAUGGCUUUCAUCGAGGCCAAGAAUUACAUCCACAGGGACCUGAGGGCAGCCAACAUCCUGGUCUCGGACACUUUGUGCUGCAAAAUCGCCGAUUUUGGGCUGGCCCGGCUCAUCGAGGACAACGAGUACACGGCUCGGGAGGGGGCCAAAUUCCCGAUUAAGUGGACGGCACCCGAGGCCAUCAACUACGGCACGUUCACCAUCAAGUCGGACGUGUGGUCCUUCGGCAUCCUGCUCACCGAGAUCGUCACCUACGGCCGGAUCCCGUAUCCAGGCAUGACCAACCCCGAGGUGAUCCAGAACCUGGAGCGUGGCUACCGCAUGCCGCAGCCCGAGCAGUGCCCGGGCGAGCUCUACGAGCUGAUGAGGCAGUGCUGGAAGGAGAGCCCCGAGGAGCGCCCCACCUUCGACUUCCUCAGGAGCGUCCUCGAGGAUUUCUUCACCGCCACCGAGGGCCAGUACCAGCAGCAGCCCUGAGGCUUCGGGGGGCCGGGGGUCCCCACACGCCCCACCUUGGACUUCCUCAGGAGCCUCCUCGAGGAUUUUUUCACUGCCACCAAGGGCCAGUUCCAGCAGCAGCCCUGAGGGUUUGGGGGUCCCCACAAACCCCACCUUGGACUUCCUCAGGAGCUCCUUGAGGGUUUUUUCACCGCCACCGAGGGCCAGUUCCAGCAGCAGCCCUGAGGCUUUGGGGGUCCCCA
Messenger RNA from Passer montanus (Eurasian tree sparrow), 1906 nucleotides. It is a transcript of the gene LCK, whose product is annotated as LCK proto-oncogene, Src family tyrosine kinase. Gene Ontology annotation, molecular function: ATP binding; non-membrane spanning protein tyrosine kinase activity; signaling receptor binding. Lineage: Eukaryota; Metazoa; Chordata; Aves; Passeriformes; Passeridae. Gene Ontology annotation, biological process: innate immune response; cell surface receptor protein tyrosine kinase signaling pathway; protein phosphorylation. Bases 156 to 1682 code for a protein of 508 amino acids. The record is from RefSeq and is a predicted model, not a curated record. Gene Ontology annotation, cellular component: extrinsic component of cytoplasmic side of plasma membrane. The transcript is spliced from 14 exons.